AUGUCAAAAGGUACAUCAAGUAAACGUCGGCAUGGCUGUAAAACGCUACGUGAACAAAAUGAUGCAACUUCAAGUUAUACGAGAUCAUCUGUUACAGCUUCAAGUAAUUCCAAUACAAGCCUCUGUCCUCUAAUCUUUAAUGGACCAUCAUUACCUGGCGGCGAUAUAAAUCGCUCUCCUCCCGAAAGUAUGCCCUGUGAGCCGUCCACUUCCAGCAUCCAUCAGGUUGCCGAUGAAACUGCUGAUUUGAACUCGGAAGUUUUGUUGCCAUUACCGGUUCUUUCAACAAUGGAUACAACAGGACCGUUGGCUAAUUUAGACGAUAACAAUCAUUGUUACGUUGGUUUAGUCAAUCAAGCUAUGACUUGUUAUCUGAAUUCACUAAUACAAACGUUAUAUAUGACACCUGAAUUCCGAAAUGCAAUUUAUGGGUGGAAAUUCACCGGUUCUGAAGCUGCGGAAGCUAGAAGCAUUCCAUGCCAACUACAAAAAUUGUUUUUGCUUCUGCAAACCAGUGACCGUGAAUCGCUGGAAACUAUUGAUUUGACUGCAUCUUUUGGUUGGAGUAAUUCCGAGGCUUACGAGCAACAUGAUAUCCAGGAGUUAUGCAGAAUAAUGUUUGAUGCAUUAAAACAGAAAUGGAGCAAAGCAGACGCUAGUUUUCAGGAACUAUACAGGGGUAAUAUGGAGGAUUUUGUCAAAUGUCUUUUCUGUCAAAAGGAAAAUAUCAAGCAGGAUGAAUUUCUGGAUUUGCCAUUAGCAGUGAAACAAUUUGGUGCCACUGAUGCCUUCAAAAGUGUGGAAGAGGCACUUCAUGCUUUCAUCAAACCUGAAGUGCUGGAAGGAAGUAAUCAGUAUUAUUGUGAAGGGUGCAGAAGGAAGCAAAAUGCGUUAAAGGGUUUGCGAAUAAUAAAAUUUCCCUAUUUGCUGUCAAUCCAGCUUAAACGUUUUGAUUUUGAUUGCAAUACACUUCAUCGUAUCAAAUUAAACGACAAAAUGACCUUCCCAGCAUUACUAAAUUUGAAUGAAUUCGUUUACGAUGCAACGAAAAGUGAGCCACCGAAGAAGAUCAGUUGGGCAUCAGCAGUCUCAGUGUCAAGGAAAAAAGAUGAGCCAACAACAUCAAAACCAAAUUUAUCUGAUUAUGUAUCUCGUGCGGAACAGAAUAAUGGUCAUUUGGACGAACAAGAAGUUGAUAUGUUACUUAAAAGAGAUGGUCCAUUUCUCUAUGAAUUAUUUUCGGUUAUGGUACAUCAAGGGAGUGCUUCAGGAGGCCAUUAUUUCGCAUAUAUCAAGAACAUGGAUCAAGAUAAAUGGUUUUGCUUUAAUGACAGUAACGUAACUCCUGCUUCAAUUGAAGAUAUACAUCGUACAUUUGGUGGUUCUUGUGGUGGUUGGUCAUCGGGAAAUACAAAUGCUUAUAUGUUGAUGUAUAGACAGAUUGAUCGUAAGCGAAAUGCAAGAUUUAUAAAAACUGGUGAAUUAGCGGACCAUCUUCUGGAGCGUUUGAGGCGAUUUGAGGAGCUAGAAGAAGAGAAACUUCGAGAAAAACAAUACAAAGAGUCGCUUGUUUCGGUUAACAUAAUGUUCAAUGGAGCUCAUAUUAUACCAGAUGUUGCUAAUCUAACGGAAGCAAUGAAAUUUCCAUACACAACGAAAUUAUCCGAAAUUUACGAUGCAAUUCUUAAGGCAUUUUGUGCUAAGACUUCUGUUUCAGUUUCUGACGUUCGGCUGCUGUUGUGCAAAGAUUUCACUUAUUCAAUUAUACGUUCAUUCACAGAAAAUGAAAUGCAAAAGACAUUGGAAGAAGUAUAUCCUGGAUGUUCCGUAAAGAGUUUAUACCGCCCGAUUGUAUAUUUUCUGUUAGAUGUUAAACCGUCUGAGGCACAACAGUUUUAUCAUAUUUAUGACGAUGAAUCAGUUGGCACAGUAAAAUUAAUUGCACUUAAUAUUGAAAAUGGAACCUUUCUGCCAUCAUUUCAAAUGCAAUAUCACGAUAAUGAAACAAUGAGUAUGAUAAAGCAGAAAUUGGGACAGAUUUUUCAUAUUUGUGGUGAUAAAACCGACAACAUGCGUUUGGUAAUUGAUAAAGGAAUUGCUGCAUCACCGACAAUGGUUUUGCUUGAUGAUGACAGUUUUACCUGUGCACAAGCUCUGCUUAAUAUCACAAAUGUCAAAUUGUAUGUGGAUGUUGGUGGGAGUGGUUAUUCAACGGAUGAAGAUCGAAAAAUCGACUUUGAUAAGUCAAAGAUGUUUGCACUUUUAGAAAGAAGAAAUCAUGCAAAAAUAUUGACAAUAAGUCUUCCAACACCAGAUGAUUAUAUACAAGCUGGAAUUAUUCCAUCACUUUCGCAUGAUGUCAGUCGUUCAACAACUCCGAUAGGUAGUAUGCCUGCUGAUACAAAUACGACAACAUCAGGAUCUUGUUCAGCAGUUAUUGAUCUACGUAGUGUUCCCGCUUCAGGUAUACCAGAAACGCUUACAAUGAAGCAGACAACUCCCUCAAUGGCUAGUAGUCAUUUGUCAUCGGUAAUUUCCGAGGAGGAUAAUAAUAGUCCGUGCUUGGACGGUGAUGGUGAUAUGGAAUCUGUAAGCACAGCAUGUACUCCGAUGGUAUCACCGGUUGUAUCUGAUAGUGAUGAUACCGCUGAUGUUACUGCUAGGGAUUCCGCCGUUGAUCGAAUAAGCCGUUAUGAACGAACGUAUGAUGCAGUCAUGGCAGCUUCCGAACAAAAACGGUUAUUUGAAAUGGAGAGUACAGUAGAAGUUGAAGCAAGUAUUGCAAGCUCCUCUGGUGAUACACUUGUGGGUGGCACACAUACAUAUAUUUCCGGAACAACACAAUCUAGUUUUGAUAUUAUCAUUCGUGGAAAAUCACGAGUGAAAUCACUCAACGAUGUUGAAGUAGAUGUAGACGAUCGACAGUUAGUUAUUCACAUGAAGCAAUGGUUAUCAGCUGUAAUUGGAGUUGAUAUGAAUGAAUUUGUUGUCCUCAAACAUUACAGUACUGAUGACGCUGAUGGUUAUGAAAGCAUUAUUAACGAAACGGAAACUAUUCAUGACGCUUACUAUGCUGUUCAAAAACUGUCGGUGAAGUUGCGUUCGCCGUUGAAAGAGAAUGAAAAAUUGAUGCGGAUUAUCAGGUUUGAUCGUGAAAACGCUGAUUUAGAUAAGUGGCCUACAUUGUUCAGUAUUCCAACUACUGUUGAUAUGCAAAUACGUACAUUAUUGAUGCGUUGUCAGGAACAGAUGAAAAAGGUGUAUGCUACAAAAUACGACCUCAACCAAUUACGAUUACGAGAAGUGAUUGUUGGUGGCGGAGCACCAGUAUUGUUUCUGGGUGACCAGCUCGGCAGACGUGGUCACGAUUGGAACAAAAAUUUGUAUUUGCAAUUUCUCUCAGAUGAAGAAGUUGCACGAGCAAAAAUGCAUACAUCAGCAUCUUAUCCAGUGAUGGUGAGACGUUGGAAAUCAUCAGUGCCAGAAGUAACAUCUUUGGUUGAACUAAUGAUACCAGUAGAUAAGCAGAAUCAGGUAGCAGCACUUAAAGAACAGAUCUCCUUUCACUAUCGUGUACCAUUUGAUCAGAUUCAACUGUCAGAGGCAUUUCCAACAACUGCUUGGAGUAAGUGGCCAUAUACGAAGGAUAGAGUUGAUUUAUAUGAAAACGUUAGUUUUACAAAUGGUGAAGCACCAUCUAACGGAACAUUUAAUGGGAAACUCAUCUAUUUCAAAUUAGCUUAUGAGCAAGUGCGGCAGUUAACAGAGAAGGAGAAACGUUCAUUAAGAUUCAAAGAUAACGUUAUAAAACCCGGCGAUGGUACGAUUUCGCGAAGGAAAGAAAGACCACUGAGGAUACAGUUAUCGACUAGUAUCACCGAAGAUGAUUAA
Molecule: messenger RNA, 3891 nt
Organism: Brugia malayi
Lineage: Eukaryota; Metazoa; Nematoda; Chromadorea; Rhabditida; Onchocercidae
Exons: 27
Coding region: 1-3891 (1296 amino acids)
Biological process (GO): protein deubiquitination
Cellular component (GO): cytosol; nucleus
Molecular function (GO): cysteine-type deubiquitinase activity; cysteine-type endopeptidase activity
Source: RefSeq, a predicted model, not a curated record